Messenger RNA from Nicotiana attenuata, 1393 nucleotides. RefSeq lists its product as uncharacterized. The record is from RefSeq and is a predicted model, not a curated record. Lineage: Eukaryota; Viridiplantae; Streptophyta; Magnoliopsida; Solanales; Solanaceae. The coding region runs from base 152 to 1222 and encodes 356 amino acids. The transcript is spliced from 7 exons.
ACUGUCAGUAAUCCCCUCUGGGGAUGAAGAAUUUUCAUGAGCAGACUUUCAAGCUCGAGCUCACGUCGACGACAGUGAAAAGGAAUAGUUAUGACUGACGAGUGGCUCAGAUUUUAGACGGAAAAAUUUCCUGAAUUCCAACAUUUUUGCAAUGUGUAAUUGCUUUUCUACUACCUUCUUUCCUCAUUCAUUUGGUUUCACUACUUCCAAACUGACCCACAAAACGCUACUCAUCAAUGGUAUUCCUCACUUACUUCUCAAUUCAGAACUUGGAAUUAACAGGAUACAUUUUUCCAGUGACUGUUUCAAACUGGGGAAAGCAAAAAGGAACUUAACCAAGUCGAGUCUGUUUAAUUUCGAUGGGUAUGAAUUUUCUGAUGAUUUAGGGCUAAAGGACAAGGAAGAAACUGAAAUUCCUCUUAGCGCAGCUCCAAUAACAGACUCACAAGUGAAGAAGGGUGAAUUAAUGAAAAAUGGAGCGGAUUCUGUGGAUGUGGAAUCUAAAUUGGACAGGCUGGAAAAGGGAAUUGUGCGGAGGAGGAAGCAAAUGAUGAAAAGGUCGAAUAUGAUUGCGAAGCAAGUGAUCAGCAUUCGUUCUGCUCUCAGCUUGGGCUUUGUUUCCCAGCUUUGGGUGGACAUAAAUUCUUGGAUUGUUUUCCUAGUUGAAGUGAGGCCAAACUUACUUUCUGGUGAAGUGGAGAAGUUUCUGCUGGAAGAUGUCAAACAGGUUGGAGAUGUUGUACUUAUUGAGGAUGAGAAUGUGAUGGAAAAUGAAUUUAAGCUUGUUGGACUGCAGACGUUGGUGGGGUACAACGUUGUCACACCACGUCAACGAAAUAUUGGGAAGGUUCGUGGCUAUACCUUCAAUAUAAAUUCGGGGGCUGUGGAAUCUCUUGAGCUUGAUUGGUUAGGAAUAUCCAUAAUACCAUCCAGCUUGGUGAGCACCUAUUGUCUGUUUGUUGAGGAUGUGGUCGACGUUUUAUCAGACACCAUUGUUGUGCAAGAAGCUGCAGUCUCACGCCUACAGAGACUUACAAAGGGAUUCUGGGAUGCCCAGAAAAUGGCUUAUUCUGCAGAUGAAAUGCAAGAUUACGGUGACUUAAGAAACCCGCGUGCUAAGCCCGAGUAUGGACGAAGCCGUAAAAAAUCUUCAGGAAAAAAGUUAAGAAAGAAAAUAAAAGAACUCUCUGUUGAUUGGGAGCUCCCUAUGGAUUUCUUUUAAUCUGCUAGAUUUCUCCACAAUGUACAUCACACCUAAAGGACACUGAUUUCUCUAUAACUUUUGUCACUACAGUUGCUGAGUAGAUCUAUUAUUUUGAAGUUUUUGUUUAUCUAGCUUGUAAUCUGUAUAGUGUCUAAUACAAUUCAUAUAGUAGGUAAAUACUUACCCGCA